AUGUUUGGAGGGGGCUCGCUCUGGAGCGGCGCAGGGUCAUCUACAGAGUCACUGGCAGAAAAGGAACGCAAUCCUCCUGCGAGGCCAAUUCCUUUAGAAUUCCCUUGCUACACUCCCCCGAUAUGCGGGAGCCCGCUGAGCGAAAAUCAUAUCAAGACACUGUGUAAGCAUCUCGCCACGAUCAAGCGGCCGUUUGAUAUUCAGGAUUCGGAUCUCGCGCAGCUCAACGUACACGUCGAGGAAGAGGUUGGUCUCGAGCAAUUUGUCCCGGAGGACCUUUUCCGAUCACGGCCGUUUCUUUAUGACAGUGACCUCGAUCCGAUGCUGUCCGAGCUCGAUACUGCAAAUGAGGAUGCCUAUCGUGAGAUUCUUCGACUCCCGCCACUCGAAGGGAAAACUAAACCGCGACUUGCAUACUCGAGAAAUUUCUUCAUUCACUUGGAGGAUAUGAGUCGAUAUUGGGACGACAGCAAGGACCAGUACUAUGAGGUCGAAGCCAAGGAUGCUGAAAACCAAGACUCGAGUUCUGCAGAAGAGAUUCGAGUGAAGGUUGAGCAGCAGAUAACCACCACCACAUCUGGAGGAAUUGUAAAUGCCCUUGAGACGGCUGAAGCAGGAUCCACUCCACAGCAGCCGGGUAUGUCUACAGUGGAACCAUCUCUUCACCUUUCUCCGCCGCCUGAAGUAAUGGACAUUCCGACGCGCCCGAAACUUAAGCAUGUUUACAAGGGACAGCGGCUCGGCAACGGAGAGCAGAUGAGUUCAGGAACCAGAGUGUCCAUGGUCAGGAGCCUACUGAAGAUGAUUGUGCACAAGUUCAACUGCCGCGACUUCGAGAUCAGUGGAAAGGAAAGGCUCCGCAUUUGGACAACAAAUGUUCCCUCGGUAUUUUACAACUUUUGCGUUGCCAAAGUGCCUUCAGAAAUGAAACUUGCAAGGGCAAGAAUAGUAGAAGGGCCUAUACUGGCGGUUCAUGCACGAUCGGAAGUGAGAUUCAAAUCUCGAGAGGGCCUCCUGAACCCUGCCAGUGAUUUUUUGGGCGAAAAAUACGAUUUCUUCCGAGAACUUGGAUGUAUGUUGUCACUCGCAAAGCAACGUGGCCGCGAAGGGAAGGAAGUGCCAAAAGGCGCCCGGCCAGAUCAAUGGUGGGCAUGCAAGCCGCGAUGGGGCGGAGGGGAGACUCGAUGGGGCCAACUAGCCAACGAAGUCUUUGAAGAGGAUGACCCUAGCUGGAGUCCAGAAGAGGCUCGAUUACAGAAAGAGAAACGCGAAGCGGCAGCUGAACAAGAACGCCAGAUGGAGGCUGCCACUGCAGCAGAUUUGAAGAAUCUAAAACCGGAAGAUAUCAUGUCCCAAGCGUUACUAGCUAAUGAGCGUCCAAAAAAGAAAAAACGAAGCGAUCCCAACGGGGGCAAAAGUGCAGACAACGUGGAGUACAAGGAUGGCAGGAGACUGAUGUAUACACAGCCACUGCGGCGAAAAUGGUUCCAAGAAUGGACCAAAAUACGCCCCAAUGCAUCAACAUGGGAUGAGAAGGUGAUAUACCGCCGGAUCGGAAAGCCGAACCAGCAACACGGCAGUGAUGGAUGGGACAAUAUUUACAUGCUGUCCUCGGUAAAUCACCACGUGUGUUUACUGGAGUUGUUGAUCCAUCAAGACUAUGUCGAGUGGCUGGAGACUGGCAAAGCCAUGGACAAAGGCGAUCCACCUGUUAUGGAGACGACAGAACAACCACAACGACACAUGCUGUACAUGAAACGCAGUCGGUGGUACGAUGUAUUCGAUGUUGAUCAGAGGAAGGAGCUGUUCACAGGAAUCUGGAGAGUGAUGAGUUGGGUUAUCCGCGAGGAAGUGCCGAAGGAAGAGCUCGAAAAGGUGGAAGGGUUGAAACACCAACGCAUGGCAGAAGGGGCGGACCAUGCGAUGGAAAUCUAAUGAGGUCACACACGAAGCACGGCAGUGAUGAGAUAUGACGAGAUAUAACAUUGGAUGAAAUGGAUGACAACUCAGACGAAAUUGAAAGAUGGCUCCAGAAUCGUGGCUGGAUGUUAGGUA
Exophiala mesophila is the source of this 2055-nucleotide messenger RNA. RefSeq lists its product as uncharacterized. Bases 1 to 1935 code for a protein of 644 amino acids. Lineage: Eukaryota; Fungi; Ascomycota; Eurotiomycetes; Chaetothyriales; Herpotrichiellaceae. The transcript has 2 exons. The record is from RefSeq and is a predicted model, not a curated record.